Messenger RNA from Phragmites australis (common reed), 1413 nucleotides. RefSeq names its product chaperone protein dnaJ C76, chloroplastic-like. NCBI's taxonomy places the organism in Eukaryota, Viridiplantae, Streptophyta, Magnoliopsida, Poales, Poaceae. Bases 102 to 1130 code for a protein of 342 amino acids. Gene Ontology annotation, molecular function: electron transfer activity; iron ion binding. The record is from RefSeq and is a predicted model, not a curated record. The transcript has 9 exons.
AAAAUGGCACAGUCCCGCGAAGAAAAACAAGCCAACCGCCGCCUCCGCCUCCUUCGAAUCCGAUCGGGCCGGAGGCCGCCGCAUUCUAGAUCCAUUAACCAAUGGCUUCCCCUCUCCUCUCUCCGCCGCUGCUCGCCGACUGGCUUGCGACGCCACUGCGGUCUUUCCCCUGCUCCCACCCCACGCGGCCGCUGGCCACCGCUGGGUUCGCCGGAGCCGUACGGAGCAACCAGCACCGGAGCUGGAGCGCGAGGGGAAGGAGGGACCUCAGGAUCUCUUCCACUGCGGCGGAAGCGGAAUACGGGAGGCCGGAGGAGGAUGUCGCCGACGAUUACUACUCAGUUCUUGGUGUCAUGCCAGAUGCAGCCCCUGAGGAAAUCAAGAAGGCGUACUACAGUUGCAUGAAAGCGUGCCACCCCGACCUUAGUGGGGACGACCCUGACGUGACGAACUUCUGCAUGUUCAUCAACGAGGUUUACUCGGUGCUGAGUGAUCCAGCACAACGUGCAGUGUAUGAUGAGAUCCAUGGGUAUACAGCAAUAGCAACCAACCCUUUCUUUGAUGACAGUGCACCCAAGGAUCAUGUGUUCGUUGAUGAGUUUACCUGCAUUGGAUGUAAAAAUUGUGCCAAUAUCUGCCCUAACGUCUUUCAAAUUGAGGAGGAUUUUGGGAGGUCAAGAGUCUACUCCCAGUCGGGUAGCACAGAACUAAUUCAGGAGGCCAUUGAUAGUUGCCCAGUUGAUUGUAUUCACUGGACUUCCGCUGCACAACUUUCACUCCUCGAGAAUGAAAUGCGCAGAGUAGAGAGGGUGAAUGUUGGGUUGAUGCUUGCUGGUAUGGGAAAUUCAGUCGAUGUGUUCCGUAUGGCAAGUGCACGUUGGGAGAAGAGGCAAGCAAAAGUCUUGGAAAAAGUCAGAACACGGAUGGUUAACCAAAAGAAUUCAGACACAAGCAGCUCUUGGAGUGAGAUCUGGGGAUCCCAAGCACGACAUCAAAGCAAUGAAGAAGAAGCAUCAGAGAGAGCCAAGAGAGCGGCUGCUGCUGCUAGACGGUGGCGAGAAUACUCAAGACGAGGCGCAGAUAGGCCUCCGACAUACAAACUUCCAGAGGCAGUGGGCAACAAAGAUUAGUUAACAGAACAAAGAAACAUUUGGCAUUUAUUGUUUGACCAUAUUUGGCUACCUGUACGGUGCCAUUGCUUGUAUAGAGGUGAUGCAUGGGUUGCUUUGCCUUCCCACUCCUCAUGCUCCAUUUGUAAAUUGUGCGCUAGACAAUAGUGAUGUCGAUGACCUGUAGAAGACAAGCACCAAAUGCAGAACAUUCAAAAUGUAAAACAAGCGCAUAUUUAAGAUCCAUUUUACAUUCACCGUCGCAGCGGUACAUUCUAAUUUAAGAUCCAUUUUCGCUUUUGUA